AUAUUUGUAGAUGCUUUUAAUAUGUUGUUCCAUUUUUAUGUGUAUGUGUGUAUAGAGGAGCUGACCCCUCCACUAGAACUCCUCCAGAUGAUUGUGUCAUGGAUCAAGGACGACCCCCGCCUGGUCCUUAUCACAUUCCUGAACACACCCUUGUCCAGCAACCAGCAAGUCAGCUCACUCGACAUCACACCGCUAGGUGGGCUAGUUCGCUGGUGUGUUAAAGCGCCUCUGUCUUACAAGAGAGACAAGAAGCAGGCACUGGCCAACGUCAGCUCAGAAAACGAGCAAGACAUUAGUGCCCUUUUCUCUACACUUCACCUCAGCGUUUUGCAGGUCUUAAUGCUUUUGCCAAAUAUACUAAAUGAGAAGGGUCUUUUCGGCCGCCUGGCACUGCUUCAGUUGGACUCCCUGGCCGCGCUGACCUCCGAACUCUCCAGACUCUUAGACCAGGCUGAUAAACACACCCAUUCAUCGUCCGCAGACACACACUCGUUGUCCCAGCUGACAUUGGACAGGCUGGCACAGGCCUUGCAGGUCGCUCUGGCCAACGGAGCCCUCCUCUGCUCAAGGGGUAAGUGUGUAGGAAUAUGGAAGAGAUGGUCUGGACUACAGAUGUGUUACACAAUGACAGUACAUUAUUAACAAUUUUUAUGCAGAGCUCUUAUUGGUACCAAAUGUCUUAUUAUUACCAGUAUAUAAUUCUGUUUCCCAGUUUGUCCACUAGAUGGAGACUGUAACCUUUUUC
Messenger RNA from Cynoglossus semilaevis (tongue sole), 745 nucleotides. RefSeq lists its product as uncharacterized. The transcript has 2 exons. The record is from RefSeq and is a predicted model, not a curated record. Lineage: Eukaryota; Metazoa; Chordata; Actinopteri; Pleuronectiformes; Cynoglossidae. Bases 22 to 642 code for a protein of 206 amino acids.